Molecule: messenger RNA, 906 nt
Organism: Trypanosoma cruzi
Lineage: Eukaryota; Euglenozoa; Kinetoplastea; Trypanosomatida; Trypanosomatidae
Exons: 1
Coding region: 1-906 (301 amino acids)
Biological process (GO): DNA repair; DNA damage checkpoint signaling; regulation of transcription regulatory region DNA binding
Cellular component (GO): nucleus
Molecular function (GO): histone H3K79 methyltransferase activity
Source: RefSeq, a predicted model, not a curated record
AUGACGGUCCAAAGGUACUAUUUGUUAGGGGGCGCCUUGUUCUUUUUUUUCGUUUACUGUUUGGUUCGCCCUGGGUCUUUGCGUCGUCUUGCUUUUGCUUCUGGUAUCGGUUUUGCUUUGGGAUACGGAUUGCCAGCUCUAAAUAACGUGCGAAAGCAUUCAUUUAAGGCCAUAAAUGAACCAAUCCAUUUGCUCGCACCACCGGCAGACUUCCGUAGCAUGUAUCAUCGAAUUUUUGAGCAUAUUUCAGAGCGUUAUGAUGAACUUGGCCAAAUGGAAAUUGGGGAGGAACAUAUUACAGUCAUGCAAAAUGUUUUUGCUCAGAUAGGGACUCUCGAUUUUGAUGGUAUUAGAAAAAUGUGGACUUCAGUGAUUAUACCUCAACUGCGCAGCUCCAUAAGUGGUGGCGCUCUUGUUAAUGAUAGUCAAAAUUUGCCCACAAAAAUUGAGGAAAGCGUCGUUUUUUGCGAUAUUGGAAGUGGCGUAGGAAACGUUUGUCUUCAAAUUUUGGCCGAGACCCAUUGCAAAAAAGUGGUGGGAGUCGAGGUGAUUCCUUCCAGGUUCCGCAGUGCAAAAAUUGCUCUGGCAAAUGCCAAGUUUUAUUAUCCUGAAUAUUUUGAUGGUAAAGACGCAAUUUUUUUCAAUGAUGAUUUUGUGAACUGCGUAUCAUGCUUAAAGGAACAGCAGGUGAAUGUCAUAUUUGCCCAUUCAUGGAUGUUUGACGAUGAAUUGAUGGCGAAGCUGACAGAAUUGGUCACUUCUGUGCCAACAGUGCUUUGUGUAGUGACAUCACGCAGACUCACUGAGAAAGUUUUGCAGAUUAGUCCAAUUAAGCUCGUUUCACAAGUCUACCUGACGGCCGAUUGGAAUGAAGAGGCGCCUUUUUACGUUUACACAAAAAAAUAA